AUGGAGAGUCGGGUGAUAGAUCUUGAUCCAUACGAAGGUUGGAGCAGUACAUCGUCGACAGCAGAGCAUGCUUUACCCCGCGUCUCACUUCCCAUGGCCAUUCCAAGACCGAAUAACGGAAUCAGCUCUGAGCUUGCCGUCAUAAAGCAAGAGCAACGAGAGGCUGGCUCUGCCAUGUGGUCACCCUCUGGGUUCUUGACCGUCAGCUCCUCGCGGUCCUCGAAGUCCCCUCAGUCCCCUCAGUCCUCCCAGUCGUCAUGCCCGAUGGAUGAAACCACACCAGGGAGUUCUCAAGAGAAACCAAUCGAUCUCACGGCAAUUGGACCGCUGAUCAUCGAUCUCACCGAUGAGGUUCAAGCUAAUACACGGAUGGUAGCUGCAUUUGCUGACACGGCACAGGUGUCGGAGAUCAGGCAGCAAACCUCACGAUUGACUCUAGGACCGCAAGUUCAUGAGAGCAUCUCAUCUUCCCCGGCCGUCGUAAAUGGUGUCGUCUAUGGACCAGGAUCAUCGGUGGAACUUCACGAUGGGACCUUCCUCUACAUUGAGCAUGUGGAGCAACGCGGAGGUGAAUACUUCUUCCAUGGCCGUCACCUAGUAUUGUCAACCAGUGGAGGCAUAGGUGACUAUUUCCCCAAGAUAGAGGGCGAAGCUAUCUGGCUGUACCACAACACGGAUUUGUGCGCUUUCGACCAAAUCAAGUGCUUUCGUCGGAUCCGCUUCAGCAACCUUCGACGUGAUAAGGACCCUGAAGUCAUUUGGCCCAGCGAAGGCCAGCGUGGAGAUGACCUAGCAUGUCGAUUGAAGUUCACGCUCAAGUUUCGCCCGAUAUUGCCCCAUCACAACAGUCGGAUACGAGCAGGCUUAGAGGACCAGGAAUUUGCCGUCGAAUACCUGACAUUUGACGAGGCAACAGUCCAAAGUAAGUAUCGGCGUACUGCCAAAGAGCUCCGCGACGAGUGGCGUGGUUUCAACCAAACUAUUCCAUUUGGCUCAGCUGUACUCGCAGGUAGAUCUGGACCCUUGGUGAUUGAUCUGGCAAAUCCCGUUGCUCGAAGCUGGAAUGUCUGUGAUUCCGAUCCCCGUCGCACAUACACCUUUGGCGAUGCGUACUGCGGUGCAGGAGGCACCUCCUGUGGCGCCCAGAAAGCCGGGUUAGCCUUGACCUGGGCUGUCGAUAUGGAUACCAAUGCCUGCCAGACUUAUCGACAGAACUUUCCGCAGUCCCUGGUGGAGAAUUCAUCGAUAGACCAAUUCUUAACGCAAGAUCCGUCGGAGCUGCGAGUAGAUAUCAUUCAUACAUCGCCUCCCUGUCAGCCAUUUUCGCCGGCGCACACUGUCCACAAUCAGACGCGAGAUGAGAGAAAUUCAGCAUGCAUUUUCACCUCGCUCAAUUUAAUCGAGAAAGCUCGCCCACGAGUGAUCACCAUGGAAGAGACAUUUGGAUUGCGUGGUCGACAUCCUGCCAUCUUCAAUCGGUUGAUUAUGGACUUUAUCGAGAUGGGAUAUUCUGUUCGCUGGACUGUAGUGGACUGCAUCAAUUAUGGAGUGCCGCAGAUCCGUCGUCGGUUGAUCAUUAUUGCUUCGGGUCCCGGAGAGACUCUUCCAAACAUAGCAUCGCCCACUCAUGGUCCUUUCGGGACAGGACUUGAGCCAUUUGAAACAAUUCACGGUGCGAUCAGUGGCAUACCUUCAGGAUCUAAUGAUCAUAACGUCUCCGCUCUCCUAGAGCGAAGCAAGAAUAGUUUUCGCGAAGCAUUCAGCCCUCACCAACCCGCAAAAACCAUCACGUGCAGCGGCGGUGAGGCCAACUAUCACCCCUCGGGAAAACGAGCCUACACGCCUCGUGAGGUGGCAUGCCUGCAGACAUUUCCCCUAGAGUUCCAGCUGUGUGGUCGUAGCAUCCGCAGACAAAUUGGCAACGCUGUCCCUCCUCGGCUUGCCGAAGCCAUUUUCCGAGAGAUCCACAAAUCAUUGCAGCGAACAGAUGCACAGAUGUGA
Molecule: messenger RNA, 2001 nt
Organism: Penicillium verhagenii
Lineage: Eukaryota; Fungi; Ascomycota; Eurotiomycetes; Eurotiales; Aspergillaceae
Product: DNA cytosine methyltransferase
Exons: 2
Coding region: 1-2001 (666 amino acids)
Cellular component (GO): nucleus
Molecular function (GO): methyltransferase activity
Source: RefSeq, a predicted model, not a curated record